AAACUAUCUCAAAAGUCGAAAUUCCAGUCCAUUCCACCCCUCGCUAAACUCCCAAUUAUUUGUCUGGCUGGCUGUUUGCAAGCGGGAGGGAAGCGUCCAAAACGAUGCGUUUAGCUCUUCGGUAUCAUCAUCCUUCUUCGGAGCGAGUUUUGGUCAGCCUCCCUCGUGGUUUUUAAAACCUAAACCCGGUACCAGAUUUUACAGUGAGCCAAGUUCGACGAUAAAUAACCAAGAUCUGCUGAAUCACGCCUGUAAAUAACGUCGUCGUAUUUCAGCAUAGAGAAGUUGGUUGAGAAUAUGGAAGCUCGUUACGUUAUUUUUUUGGCGGUUUUUCUGAUACUACUGCUUGUUAGUGGCUGCUCUGGUGUUGAUGUAAAGGAAAAUGUGGAUUCAAAUUCUGGUUUAGAUCCGAAAUCCAAAGGCAAGGGUAGUUCAAAUGAGGGAACGAAGGGGUCAGACACAGUUACAAAGUCUGCUGAAGUUGAUAAAGUGAAAGAACAUCAAGGAGGUCAAGGGGAUAAACCAAACGAGAGUGUAAAUAUUAAGAGAAAUGAUGAUUUGAACAAGGAAAAGGAUUCGAAAGGAAAUGGAAUUAUGCAGAAGAGUAAUGAAAAUAAUUUGACCAAGGAAAUGGAUUCGAAAGAAACUGAAAACAUGAAGAAGAGUAAUGGUGGUAGUAAUGAGGAAUCAAGAGCUAAGGAGGCGGAUAAUGGAAAAGGGAACUUGAGUGAUGAUACGAAAUCUAAAGAGGCUGGGAAUUUAGAUGAAUCUAAGCCAUUAACAAAGGAGGAAACUCAGGAUGAAAAAUGUGAUUCAUCUAAUAAAUGCACAGAUGAUGGUAAAAAUUUUGUUGCCUGUUUGAGAGUUCCGGGAAAUGAUUCUCCAGCUUUAUCACUUUUAAUCCAGAGCAAAGUCAAGAGCCCUCUCAGUGUCACAAUUUCUGCUCCUGAAUAUGUUCAGCUUAAGGAAACAAAAGUUCAACUCAAAGAAGGGGAACACAGAGAGCUCAUGUUCUCUGUCAAAAAGAAAGGAACCAACAACAUAAUCAUGUUUAAAGCAAAAAAUGGAAACUGCAGCUUAGAUUUUGGUGAUUUAAUUGCACACAAUUGGGAAGAGGAAUCUGAUAAUACUCCCAAGUUUACAUAUUUCAGUUUCAUGUCAAGAAAGUCUACCCUCAUAUUGAUAUCCUUAGCUGCCCUACUAAUACUAGCAGCAGUCUGUAUGUGUGCCAGCAUUCGGUGGAAGCAUUUUCCAAUAGCAGCUCUAAAUAUCAAAGGCUAGAUAUGGAGCUGCCGGUUUCUAGUGCACGGAAAGUGGGCUCAGAUUCCAAUGAUGGAUGGGAUAAUAAUUGGGGUGAUGAUUGGGAUGAUGACGAGGCACCCAAGACUCCCACUAUGCCAGUUACUCCAAGUGUUUCUUCUAAAGGCCUUGCUUCCAGGCGGUUGAACAAGGAGGGCUGGAAGGACUAGUUAUCUUCAGUUCAACAAGCUAUAUAAAAGAUGGGGAAAAUAGGAUGAGUUGGUUUGCAAAUGAAUUUAAUAUCCUAUAGAUUUUGGUAUUAUUUGAGGGAAGGGGCUGUUAUAUGUAGACUGAAUCUUUUCCUAUAGGAAUUUCAAAGGAUUAUUUAAAUAGCCUACUUUUUUUCUUCUCCAGGAUGAUGCCAUUUGGUUCUAUACUCUGGUUAUUUGUGGGAUUUACUUUAUUUUCUUUAUCUGUGCUUAGGAAUUUAUGACAAUUACAACGAUGGAUAUUGCAAAGCUCAUUUUCCAUCAGGUUAGCA
Molecule: messenger RNA, 1780 nt
Organism: Mangifera indica (mango)
Lineage: Eukaryota; Viridiplantae; Streptophyta; Magnoliopsida; Sapindales; Anacardiaceae
Exons: 5
Coding region: 298-1281 (327 amino acids)
Source: RefSeq, a predicted model, not a curated record